This is a messenger RNA of Nicotiana tabacum (common tobacco), 1416 nucleotides long. Lineage: Eukaryota; Viridiplantae; Streptophyta; Magnoliopsida; Solanales; Solanaceae. The record is from RefSeq and is a predicted model, not a curated record.
AUGUACGAUGGGGAUGAUGAACGAACGGAUGGAACACAAUGUGAAGGAGUUUCAUGCCCGAAUGGCCCGGAUUCGGAAAAAUAUACUCAAUUGUCGUAUAAACCAAGCGCAGCACCGGAGUUAAUCCUAAAGUUGUUCAAGAUGCAGGACAUACCAAAAUACGUUGGGACUUCGCACCAUCAGGAGCACAUCACAACUUAUACAACAGUUGUGAAAAGAAACGAUUUGGCUCAACAUGAGAUCGAAUCGGUUCUGCUGAAAAAUCAGAAAGGUUCAAGUCAGAAGGCGGAUAUAUUCAGAAUCGCACAAGGUGAGUCUGAAUUGCUACGGGAAUUCGUGAUCAGAUUCCAGAAAGAGAGGAUGUUGCUACCAGUUGUACCAGACAAAUGGGCAGAAGAGGCGUUCACAAAGGGUUUGAAUCUGAGGAGCUCCAAUGCCUCCCGAAAGUUGAAGGAAAACAUACUCGAAUUCCAAAUGACCAUAUGGGCAGAUGUUCAUAACCGCUAUGAGUCAAAAAUAAGGAUAGAACAUAAUCAGCUCGGGUUCCCGACAUCAACCAAGGGGCGGGACCGAGACAAGAACCGGGAUAAGUUCAAAGGUGAUUUCGAUGCAGACCGACGAUCUUCUAAAGGCCGCUUCUUUCCAUACGAGAGAACCGAAGGACGCGGCAUCAAAGGCUUUUGGUCCUCAGAUGGGUUCGUUCCUGAUAGAAGAACUGACCGUGGCUCGAAUAACAUUGGUAUCGGCGAUGAGGAAUAUCAAACAAGAUUCCAGAAGCCAAUCAGACCCUAUCCUAGCCAGAGGGAUCCUAACUUAUGGUGUGAAUAUCAUGGGAUUCACCGCCACAUAACUAGGGACUAUCGGCAUCUUCGCGAGCAGGUGGCGACGUCGUUGAAAAAUGGCCAUCUCAGGGAAUUCUUGAGAAACCGAGCCAAGAACAAUUAUGGCCGCACCCGGGACAACGCAGAACCCUCGAAGAUUUUCAGAGGGAAUGAAAUCAAUGGUGUAACCUUCUCGGCAGCUAAGAAGAUAAAGGUAUCGGUGAUCCACAGCAAGAGACUCCGAGAAGUCACCGAAGAUGACUUCACCUUCAGGGAGGAAGACACCGAUGGACUUCUUCUGCCGCAUAACGACGCCCUGGUAAUCUCUCUUAAUGUCCUAGAUUUCAAGAUUAAGCGUGUUUUGGUUGACCCAAGAAGUUCAGCCAACAUCAUUCAAUGGAGAAUGUUGGAACAAGCAAAAUUAACUGGAAGUAUCAUUCUGGCAACAAAGCUCCUCAUCGGGUUCAACUUGGCAAGUGUGACAACCCAACAAGAGACCAUGCUGCCCACGAACGCCGAAGAGAUAACAAAUACCACCUUAUUUAAAGAGGUGGACGACGGCAUGGGCUACAACAUAAUAAUCGGAAGGCCAUGA